UCAGACCGGUAAUCGCAGCUAUGAAGACUACCUUCAAGGACAUUCCCGUCAUUCCGACGAGUCAAGAAUUCCUCGAUAUCGUCUUGAGCCGCACUCAGAGGCGUCUACCCACCCAGAUCAGAGCCGGCUUCAAAAUCUCGAGAAUUCGUUCAUUCUACACCCGAAAAGUCAAAUACACCGCCGAAACCUUUGGCGACCGACUCGGAGCGACUCUCGAGGCUUUCCCGAAGCUCAAUGAUAUCCACCCUUUCCACCGCGAUCUCCUCAACACGUUAUACGAUGCAGACCAUUUUCGCAUUUCUCUCGGACAGCUGUCGACCGCAAAAUCGCUGAUCGAGGCCGUGGCUCGCGACUACGUGCGCCUGCUGAAGUAUGGACAAUCCCUAUACCAGUGCAAGCAGCUGAAGCGCGCUGCGUUGGGUAGGAUGGCUACAAUCACGAAGAGGCUUAAGGAUCCGCUAGUGUAUUUGGAACAGGUGCGACAACAUUUGGGCCGUCUGCCCUCGAUCGACCCCAACACUCGUACGCUCUUGAUCUGCGGCUACCCCAAUGUGGGCAAGAGUUCGUUCCUGAAGAGCGUUUCCCGCGCCGAUGUCGACGUACAGCCGUACGCUUUCACGACCAAAUCACUUUUUGUGGGCCAUUUCGACUACAAGAUGCUUCGAUUCCAGGCCAUCGACACCCCGGGAAUUCUCGACCAUCCGUUGGAAGAGAUGAACACCAUUGAAAUGCAGAGCAUCACCGCCAUUGCUCAUUUACGGAGCGCUAUCAUGUAUUUCAUGGAUCUAUCGGAGCAGUGUGGAUAUUCAGUUGCAGCACAGAUCGCUCUCUUCCACUCGAUAAAACCACUCUUCUCCAAUAAGGUGGUGUACGUCGUCAUCAACAAGAUCGACGUCACUCGCCCGGAAGAUCUGGAUGCCGAGACACAAGAACAGCUACAGGGCAUGCUCAAAUCUGGAGAAGUUGAGAUGCUUCAACUCUCUUGCACGACUACCGAAGGUGUAAUGAACGUACGAAAUGCUGUCUGCGAUCGCCUGCUUGCUGUGCGGAACGCGGAGAAGCUGAAAGCUGGGACAAACAGCUCCGGGGAGCCAAAUGGACGACUUGGAGAUCUGCUGAGGAGAAUUCACGUUGCGCAACCCAUUGGUGGUGUCACCCGUGAGGUGUUCAUUCCGGACGCCGCCAAGAACAAGAUCAGAUACGAGAAGGACGAUCCCAACCGACCCCAGCUGGAACGAGACAUCGAGGAAGAGAAUGGUGGCGCUGGUGUCUACAAUAUCAACCUGCGCAAGAACUAUCUACUCGAGAAUGAUGACUGGAAAGAAGAUCGCGUACCCGAAGUAUUCGAUGGAAAGAACGUGUACGAUUACAUAGAUCCCGAAAUCGAGGCCAAAUUAGCCGCUUUGGAAGAAGAGGAAGAGAAGCUGGAGGCAGAAGGCUACUACGCCUCAGACGACGAUUUGGAAGACGUCGAGGAGGCUGAGAUCCGAUACAAGGCCGAGCUCAUUCGAGAGAAAAGGAUACUCAUCCGAAACGAAAACAAGAUGAGGAAGAGUCUCAAGAAUCGCGCGGUUAUCCCCAGAUCAGCGAAGGCUGUGAAACUAUCCAAGAUGAAUGCCCACCUCGAGUCUCUUGGCCACGAUACCUCAUCUCUUGCUGUACGCGCGCGAAGCCAGAGCCGGGGUAGGAGCACGGCCAGGGGACGAUCCGAAGCUGAUGGAGAUGCGAUGGACGUUGACACACCUAAGUCGGGCAUGUCCGCCUUCGAGCGGGCCAAGAGCCGUGGCAGGAGCCAGAGCACGAACAGGAGGGAUGAUGGUGUCACGGAUGAGGUGGCGCGCACGAAGGCGGAGAGGCUGCAGAAGCUCGGCCAGAAGAAGAUGAACAGGUUCGCCAGACAGGGAGAGGCUGAUAGGCAUACCACGGGUUCUCUGGUGAAGCAUUUAGUGACUGGCAAGCGCGGUAUGGGCAAGACAAGCAGACGUUGAUCUGUUUGUGGAUGUGUCUUGUUCUACCGAGCUAUUUCAGGGGCUUCUGGCUUGUGGUUGGCGUUAUGAUACCGGACAGUCAUGAGACUGGCGUUCAGGAUUACUUACGUGGCUCCGCGUGUAGGAAGUCGCGGCAUCGAAUGCGGUCAUGAUAGAUAGGAAAAGCAUUGCACAUGAGCGUAUCAGAUUCAGGUCUUCAUUACCUCAGCUCG
Messenger RNA from Mytilinidion resinicola, 2200 nucleotides. RefSeq names its product nucleolar GTP-binding protein 1. The transcript has 4 exons. Gene Ontology annotation, molecular function: RNA binding; GTP binding; GTPase activity. The record is from RefSeq and is a predicted model, not a curated record. The coding region runs from base 21 to 1988 and encodes 655 amino acids. NCBI's taxonomy places the organism in Eukaryota, Fungi, Ascomycota, Dothideomycetes, Mytilinidiales, Mytilinidiaceae. Gene Ontology annotation, biological process: ribosomal large subunit biogenesis. Gene Ontology annotation, cellular component: nucleolus.